Molecule: messenger RNA, 1486 nt
Organism: Dendroctonus ponderosae (mountain pine beetle)
Lineage: Eukaryota; Metazoa; Arthropoda; Insecta; Coleoptera; Curculionidae
Exons: 3
Coding region: 265-513 (82 amino acids)
Source: RefSeq, a predicted model, not a curated record
AGAGCGACGCUCUGGCUGCCGAUUCGGGACGCUUCUCCAGAGCUCCAGCGGCUUUGGACCAGUGCAACUUCAGCUAUCGGAACAGAUGUAGGCAAGGCUAAAGUUAUCUGGAUCGCGUGGCGGGUUAAACGAACUCUACGGUUAGUUUGUGCGCGAUUAUUUGGCUGAAUACGAAAAAAUGCUGCAUUGAACCAUUUAAUAUUUAUUUGGAGCGUCGUUGGUGCCUGGCAAAAAAACAAACGCAUUUGGAUAAAACACUGGUUUAUGGGCAGAAAUUUGUUUGCUUACCGUUCAAAAAAAUUCAACAUGCCUGUCGGCGGAAGAGUUGCAGGAAAAGUGAGCGGGAUCGUCUCCAAUAAUUACAAUGGUCGCUCCUAUCAGGGCAUCAAUGAGGAGAUAAUCUGGGUCAGCAUUGGAAUGGGAAUCGCUAUCGCCGUUCUAAUCACGGUGGCCCUUUGCUACAUAAUGAGGGAAAAGUGCGUCCAGAGGAGAGAGUAUUACAUAACAGCAUGAACAAUCGUGCCAGUGUGAAGUGCAUUGGCCCAAUCAAAUUUCAACAAUUAUUGAUCAGAUUUGAAUUAAGUUGGAAACCUGGUUCUCUAAUUAGCCAACGUGAAAUGUAUGAGCGGAACAAGGCAGAGUUGAAAAGGCGUGUGUUAGAAAGAGAAAAUUACUCGAGCGCAGCAUUUUCCUCUUGCUCCAAUACACGCAUUUAGGGCUGCGCUUUGUUGCACUCAUGCUUUAUUGGCCAAAAACUUAGGCAACCAAAGUUUCCCUUCAGAAUAUUUAGUUUAGUCGCAAAUGCCUAGUAAUAUAACUAGCAGGAUUGCGCUGAAUACCUAGAAUGUAUUUAGCUUUAUUUUAGAGUUCAUCUAAAAGUUAAAAACCUGAUCAGACAGCUAAUUCUACUGCUGAUUAACCUAGAAAAAAUUAGUUCUCAUGAUCAUUUGCAACAUUUCAUCUCACAACAUUAGAAUUAGGUGCAUGCACUUUAGAAGUUCAAAAACUUCAGUUCGUUAUAGGCGACGAAAUGUCGAAAAGAGCACAUUGACUAUGAAUUAUUUUGUAACUCUUGUCUCAUGUACAUAGUGUACUUUUGAACUCACCGUGUAAAAAGUUCUUAAUACGCUUUAGUCGUUUUAGAUUUACACUUGUAUAACAGGGUGGUUAGUGUUUAAGAACUAACAUGUUUUUACGCGGUAUUUCUACAAAAAAAUGGUCUGGGGUUUAUCUUUUAUGAAAACAAACAAAAACUAAUAAAAUGAAUCCAUUUUCCCAGUGAACUUGAAUGUUUUCAAGCUGUGCAAACAUGCAGUUAUUUUGUGAAUGUUUUACAGUAGAAAUCACUUUAACAGCGAUUUUUAAUGGCGGCAGCAAAUGCAAGCAAUGCGGGAACUAUUCGAAUUUUGCCCUUAUUGCGCUGCUGAAAGCGAUGAAUUUUCUUCGAGUAAUAAAGCACAAAACCCAACGUUUCCACAAAAUUUAA